UUUCCCUCCAUGGUCCCUCCACAAAGAGCGGGAUCAUUCUCACCAAAUCCUGCGCAGACUCUUCAAACUGGCAGUAAUCAUUCACCCCAUCCAUCGCACACUGGCAUCCUGACAGCUGGCGCGAGUCCUGGCAUAAGCAGUCCAACGGGGGCCAACUCCCUGACGAAAAUUGUCGUCGCCCAAGUCUAUCUGUUGCUCAGCACCAUCAAGGAGGAUAAGGAUCGUGCCAAGUGGGAGCUGCAAGUUGAGCAAUUAAGAAAGCUUAUCGAUGAACACGGCAUGGAGGUCUUUUCCAAAUACUUCACCCGGUUGGUGGCGGGCAAUGCGCCCCAGAUCUUCCCCGGCCUCAACAGGCCCGUCGCCAACCCAGGCAACUACCACAUCCUCGUCGGCGAGAUGCGCAAGAUUGCACACGAUCCCGAUCAAGCAACAAAAAUUGCAGAGUCGAUUGAGAGUGGCACGGAGGACAUAUUCCGCGACUUUGAUUUGUCGACGUUCAUGGAGCACUUCAAGCUCGAUGCACUGGAAAAGACAUUGUUAGCUCUGGCAUUCAAAUUGGGCUCUCGACCCGACUUGAAGACUAAAGCGGAUGCUAUCCUGUCGACUAAUUUCCCCACCUUCAUGGACAUCAUCUCUCGACCGGACAUCGAAGCCCACGCUGAUUUGACGCCCGCUUUUGUUUCACUCAUCAUUGACAGGUUUCUGCAAUACUAUCCUCCGAGCUUCAAUGCCGCCUCCCGCCGAGACCUUCAGAAUGCUGUUGCAAAGCGAUACUUAUCCGUCGAUCAAGCGCCCCCGUCCGAGGUGCUGGCGGCUCUCGAUAUCAGCAGAGUCCUGGCUGAUCGGCCUGCCAACUCGUUGGCUCGCUACAUCCAGAAGGCUGGACCGGAAUUUACAAAGGAUGAAGAAUCGUGUUUCCAGUUCCUGCGAGGCCGUCCUAGCAACAUUCAGCUCGGUCCCGAGCAAGUCUCUGCUGCACUAACAUACACCACCAUCAGCCAAAACCCUCCACACGACCCUGCCAUCCUCGUCAAAGCCAUCCAACGCCAUGUGCCCAAGACUUUCGACUGGACAGAAGUUGUCCUUUGUUUCGACCAGCCCUCAGCGCGCAUUUCGUCUGCCCAAUUCUUGCGCCUCUACAAAGCUCUGCUGCCAAUUGCCGAGGAGCCAGCUAAUAACCUCGACAUUCAGCGACUCUGGGGCGGUUCUUGGAGCGAGCCGGAAGCGCAGCUGUCGUUUGUGAGCGCCUAUGCUUCCCUGGGGCCCGAACAACUCGACGCAACCACGAUUCCUGGCCUUGAGCGGAGCAUUACGCUUGAAGACUACGCAAACUCUGCACCCAACGUGCAGGAACGUGCUGCCGCCGUUGUCAAGCAUCCUCUUGUAUCCGUGGCCGCACUGUCAGCAAUCUUCAACGUUGCCCUCAACUCUGUCCACGCCUCGCAGAGCGUUGAGGCGAAGCGAUUGUUCCAAGAAGUUGUCGUCCCAAACCUCGACAUUUUCCUUGUCUCCGCCUUUGAGGUUCCCAGGCAAUCCUGGGCAGCCAUGGCGAUUGAUACGUUGAACUCUCUCUUCGAGACGUUCCUGUACAAGCGUUCCCCCGAAUACGACUUCGUGCUCGAUAGCCUCUGGAAGAAGGACAAGGAGUGGGUUGUUCAACGACUUAUUGAUGCGCAUGCGAUCAAGCCUGUUGAUCUUCCACUCAUCUUCGAUCAUGCCGCCAAGCAUAACUGGCUGGAGGAAUUGGUCUAUCUUCCCAAUGGCUUUGGCAUCGACCUGGCGGCCUUUGCUCACGCAGAGGGCUACUUGGAUUUGUCAAAGUGGGCACAGUACAACGCCGAUCGGAGUAAUGAGAUUGCUCGAACGCUGCUACAGUUCCUCAUGAUCAAGGCCAACCUCGAGAUUCAGUUCCAGCGUCCGCCAGAUGGUCAGCCACCGGUGAAGACCAGUACCAGUCUCCAGGUUCGGACCGUUUCGGCCCUGCUGCAGAUACUCGAGGACUUCCUUCCCAAAGCGCCGGUCCUCGAUCUCAUUCUGGUUCAGCGUCACUGCAUCACUGCGUACCCUCGCUUGAUUAACUAUGGGGAAGGAUACGAUGAUAUCAUUGAUGCGAACGGGAAGGACGGAAAUGCUCUGCCACAGGCCGCCAAUAGCAAGAUGGAGGAGCACUACAAGAAGAUGUACGGCGAUGAGAUACAGGUUCGCACAAUCGUCGAGAUACUGGACCGCUACAAACAUUCGCGCGAUCCGCUCGACCAAGACGUCUUCGCCUGCAUGAUUCACGGCUUGUUCGAUGAGUACAACCAUUACGUCGACUAUCCCCUCGAAGCUCUCGCCACCACCGCAGUUCUCUUUGGCGGCAUCAUAUCCCACAAGCUGAUUUCCGACCUGCCCCUGAAGAUCGGUCUUGGCAUGAUUCUAGAGGCAGUAAGGGAUCAUACACCCGACGAUGCAAUGUUUAAGUUUGGCCUUCAGGCACUUAUGCAACUUCUGGUGCGUCUCAGGGAGUGGCCAGGUUUCUGCAAGCAGCUGCUGCAGAUUCCCGGCCUUCAAGGCACCGAGGCAUUCAAGAAGGCGGAGGAAAUUGUUCGAGAUCACGAGGAGGAGCUUGCACGUGCUCGCAAUGGUUCAGGCACGCCACAUGGAGGGGGCUUCACCAACGAUGCUUUUGCCAAUGGAACCGGUGACGAACAGGCAAGCACUGACCGGCCUGCGCCGGCGUUCACAGCCAUCAGCGUCGACCCCCCACCUCCAGACGCUCAAUUCGAAGAUCCCGAUGAUGAAACCCAAGGCAAGAUCCAGUUUGUCUUGAACAACAUCACCGAGGGCACGCUGCAGUCCAUGUGCGCUGAGCUUCGCGACAUGCUAGAACGGAGGUACCAGCAGUGGUUCGCUACCCAUCUUGUCGAGGAACGGGCAAAGAUGCAGCCCAAUUACCAUCACGUGUAUUUGGAGCUGGUGAAACUGUUUGAAGACAAGACUCUCUGGGCUGAGGUUCUCCGCGAGACGUAUAUCAAGAGAUCGCACCUCAAGAACCUCGGAGGGUGGCUCGGUCUGCUCACCCUUGCCCGCGACUAUCCGAUAAAGCACAGGAACAUUGCGUUCAAGCAACUGCUCAUCGAGGCCCAUGACACGAAGCGUCUCAUCGUGGUCAUCCCGUUCGUCUGCAAGGUGCUCAUCCAAGCGGCAAACUCGGCAGUUUUCAGACCUCCCAAUCCCUGGCUCAUGGAUAUCAUUCAUCUGCUGAUCGAGCUCUAUCACCACGCCGAGCUGAAGCUCAAUCUCAAGUUCGAAAUCGAGGUCUUGUGCAAAGGGCUGAAUCUCGAUCACAAGAGCAUCGAACCCUCUGGAGAAAUCCUCAACCGCCCUGUCGUGGAGGAAUCAGACGCGCUUGUGCAGGAGCAGCUCGAAGCCUUUGACAGCUUGUCAUUGAACGGGAUUGGCUCGGCCGUUGGGCCCGGUCUGUCACCCCAGGUUCCAACCAUUCCAGACCUUGGGCCGCUCAUCACCAUUCCUCCCACCAAUGAAAUGGUGGUCAGCACCAGCAGACUGCACGAGAUUGUUCGGACAGCCCUCACUCGCGCUCUCCAGGAUAUCAUCCAGCCUGUUGUCGACAGAUCCGUCACCAUUGCUGCCAUAUCAACACAACAGAUGAUUCGCAAAGACUUCAUUGCCGAGCCUGACGAGAACCGCGUCCGAACGUCGGCUAUCAACAUGGUAAAGGCUACUGCCGGCAGCCUUGCCCUCGUCACGUCCAAGGAACCGCUGAGAGCAAACCUGACCAACUACAUGAGGAGCCUUGCCAACGACUUGCCUUCGGGCCUUCCCGAAGGCACCAUCAUCAUGUGCGUCAACUCCAAUCUCGACUUGGCUUGCAGCAUCAUUGAGAAGCAAGCUGAAGAGCGAGCUGUCCCGGAAAUCGAGGAGAUGCUUGAGAGCGACAUAGAGCACAGGAGGCGGCAUCGUCUUCAGAAUCCAAAUGAGCCGUAUCACCCAACCGGAAUCAACCGAUGGGCCAUGACGAUCCCAAGCCCGUACAAGAUACAGCCGAGGCCCGGCGGCCUCAACGCUGAGCAAAUGGCCAUCUACGAAGAUUUUGCCAGGCAACCUCGCACCACUUCUUCCACGGCGGCGUCCCACGCUCCAUCUGCAUCAGAGGCCACAAGGUCAUUGGCAAACGAGGUCCUCCAGGAGACGUACACUGCCCUGCCGAACAUUCCCACCCCCGCAGAGACUCCUUCGAUCCAACAGCUGGGCGCGCAGAUGCAACCCUAUGCGCCAGUCCAUAGCCUUGCCGCCGCCAAUGCGAUGGGCAACGGGCGAGCCGCCGCUGGCUUCCAAAUGGAUGUUCGAGGUCUGGCGGAGCGAGUCAACAAGCUGCUGCAGGAAUUGCUGCGCGUGGCCGGAGAGGCACGAGAGGAUCAUUUCGUGGGACUGCCUAGGCCGCAUCCCGUCCUCGAUGUUGUCGAUGCUCUUGUGCAGCUCAUUAUCAAGACGUCCCAGAACUCGGAAGAGUUUGCCAUCUAUGCUGCCGAGCAGAUCAGUGCACUCAUCUUCCAGCAGGUUGAGGACAACCUGACACUUGAGAGCCUUGUUCACGUGUUGGAGACACUGAGGAAGAUCUCUGGUCCGGCCCUGAACAGUCGAGUCCGCUCCUUGUUUGCUCAGCAGCCGGGGCCCAGCUUCCUGAGCUUGCCUUUGCUCGCAGCGCUGAUUCGAACCGACCUGCUCGACUGGCGAAACAUUGAUCUUGCAAUGUCCAAGGUCUUGGAAGCUCGCAAGGAAAACUCGCUCGAAUUCCUCGAGCACCUGCUCGACCUCACAAUCCUGAACAACCGGCCGAUUGCUUUAUACGCCGACUUCAUUCGCACACUUGAGGCGGCGUGGGCGUGGGUCAACGAAGAGCCGAGCUCUGCUACCGGUCAGCGGCUUAAGAACAAGCUGAUGGGCUCGAUUCCUUCCCAGCCGCCGCAAGGCGUAUCCGACUCAGAGGGUCAAGCGGAGCAGCAGGACCAGCUGGAGUAUGUCUUUGAGGAGUGGGUGCAUCUCUGCAAUAACCACAACGCAUCCAGCAAAGCUACGACCAUGUUCAUCCAGCAGCUGCAGGCAAGGCAAGUCAUUCGCAACCGCGACGAUUUCUUCUUCCUUGUGCGCAUCGGCGUCGACGUCUCGGUGGAGCGGUACGAGCACAUUCUGCACACCGGGGCCCUCGGUGAUGCGUUCAUGGCAACGGAUGCCUUGGCGAAACUCAUCGGCGCCUUUGCCAGCAUGUCCUCCGAAACGCUGGUGGCACGCGCAGCCUUUCUUGACUCGGCUGUGGUGCUGGUGUCUCUGGUCCUCACUCACCAUCACAUCAAUCGCGCCGAUCAUCUGAACCAAAGGGUCUUCUUCCGCCUACUGUCGCUGCUUUUCCACGAACUGCAUUCCGUCUGCGAGGAGCUGCCGGAAGACGACCGCCGCGACGUGAUGCUGAGACUUGCCACCAGACUGGAGAGCAUCGGCCCCCAGGCUCUUCCCGCAUUCGCAUUUGGGUGGUUGUCGCUCGUCUCGCAUCGAACCUUUAUGCCUGCAUUGCUGCAGCUGGCAGACAAUGCGGGUUGGAAGGCGUUUGCGGACCUUGUCUGCCAGCUGCUUCGCUGCGUGAGCGAGCAGCUCAAGUCACUCACUGUCUCGGAUGUCGGCAAGGAGCUUUCUCGAGGAACGGUGAAACUGUUUGUGGUUUUGCACCACGACUUCCCCGACUUCUUGGCAGCCAACCACGUUCGCUUCUGCGCCCUUAUUCCGACGCACUGCAUCCAGCUGAUCAACACGGUCCUGACUGCUACUCCUCAGCAAAACUACGGAAAGCCCGUCGAUAACCUCAAGGGCGAUCGGGUAGACGAGCUGAGGACAUACCCCGGCCUUGUCGAUGAGGCCGUUGCCACUCUGACAGACGCUGGGCUCUUGAGCGUGCUGGAUCAGGUCUUCCAAAACGGACCAGCAGAAGAGGCAGUGGCGCAGAUUGCACACACCAUCACGGCGUCAACCGAGACCACGUUUGGCCACGUGCCCGUCGCCGCGAACGCUCAGAUCAUCGGUGCAGUUGUGCUCUAUGCUGGUCACCAUGCCACCGAGCGGUCGCCGCCCGCCGCCGGCUCAUCGAUUUCAGGAAACGAGCCCGAGGCUGCCAUGCUGUCUAUGCUGGUGCACGAGCUGGCUCCUGACGCCAGAUAUUAUCUGGUGGCCAGUAUGGUGAACCAGCUGAGGUUCCCCAACCCUCAUACCGAGUUUUUCAGCCAGGUGAUUCAGCACAUCUUUGGGAAAGACAUGAACGAUCCCGAGGAAACAGAGAUUCGCCAAGAGAUUACCCGGAUUCUCCUGGAGCGGCUGGUAGGGUUUUGGCCGCAGCCCUGGGGACUCAUCUACACGGUUGUGGAGCUUUGCAAGAACGAGAAGAUUAUGUUCUUCGACCUCCCCUUUAUCAGAUCAACUCCAGAGGUUGCCGAGAGGUUCGCCUCAGUUAUUCAACGAGUAUAG
Molecule: messenger RNA, 6516 nt
Organism: Trichoderma citrinoviride
Lineage: Eukaryota; Fungi; Ascomycota; Sordariomycetes; Hypocreales; Hypocreaceae
Product: Not1-domain-containing protein
Exons: 5
Coding region: 10-6516 (2168 amino acids)
Biological process (GO): nuclear-transcribed mRNA catabolic process, deadenylation-dependent decay
Cellular component (GO): P-body; CCR4-NOT core complex
Molecular function (GO): molecular adaptor activity
Source: RefSeq, a predicted model, not a curated record